CGGAGGAAGAAAUCUCGCGAUAUGAGACCGGCCGGGGCGGGGGUGGCACCUCUUCCCUCCUCCUCCCCCUCGCGUUAGUUCCGGUAGCAGAGGAGACACCGCCGCAGUUGCUGCCACCUCCGGGGUUUCUGGCUCUUUUCUCAUCGCCUUAAAUUCGGGUGUCUUUUAUGAAUAAUCAAAAGCAGCAAAAGCCAACGCUAUCAGGCCAGCGUUUUAAAACCAGAAAAAGAGAUGAAAAAGAGAGGUUUGACCCUACUCAGUUUCAAGACUGCAUUAUUCAAGGCUUAACUGAAACUGGUACUGAUUUGGAAGCAGUAGCAAAGUUUCUUGAUGCUUCUGGAGCAAAACUUGAUUACCGACGAUAUGCAGAAACACUCUUUGACAUUCUGGUGGCUGGCGGAAUGCUGGCCCCAGGUGGUACACUGGCAGAUGACAUGAUGCGUACAGAUGUCUGUGUGUUUGCAGCACAAGAAGACCUAGAGACCAUGCAAGCAUUUGCUCAGGUUUUUAACAAGUUAAUCAGGCGCUACAAAUACCUGGAGAAAGGUUUUGAAGAUGAAGUUAAAAAGCUGCUGCUGUUCUUAAAGGGUUUUUCAGAGUCGGAAAGGAACAAGCUGGCUAUGUUGACUGGUGUUCUUCUGGCUAAUGGAACACUUAAUGCAUCCAUUCUUAAUAGCCUUUACAAUGAGAAUUUGGUUAAAGAAGGGGUUUCAGCAGCUUUUGCUGUAAAGCUCUUUAAAUCAUGGAUAAAUGAAAAAGAUAUCAAUGCAGUAGCUGCAAGUCUUCGGAAAGUGAGCAUGGAUAACAGACUGAUGGAACUUUUUCCUGCCAAUAAACAAAGCGUUGAACACUUCACAAAGUAUUUUACUGAGGCAGGCUUGAAAGAGCUUUCAGAAUAUGUUCGGAAUCAGCAAACCAUAGGAGCUCGUAAGGAACUCCAGAAAGAACUUCAAGAACAGAUGUCCCGUGGUGAUCCAUUUAAGGAUAUAAUUUUGUAUGUCAAGGAAGAAAUGAAAAAAAACAACAUCCCAGAACCCGUUGUCAUUGGAAUAGUGUGGUCCAGCGUAAUGAGCACUGUGGAAUGGAACAAAAAAGAGGAGCUUGUAGCAGAGCAAGCCAUCAAGCACUUGAAGCAAUACAGCCCUCUACUUGCUGCCUUUACAACUCAAGGUCAGUCUGAGCUGACUCUGUUACUGAAGAUUCAGGAGUACUGCUAUGACAACAUUCAUUUCAUGAAAGCCUUCCAGAAAAUAGUGGUGCUUUUUUAUAAAGCUGAAGUUCUGAGUGAAGAACCCAUUCUAAAGUGGUAUAAAGAUGCACACGUUGCCAAGGGGAAGAGUGUCUUCCUUGAGCAAAUGAAAAAGUUUGUAGAGUGGCUCAAAAAUGCUGAGGAAGAAUCUGAGUCUGAAGCUGAAGAAGGUGACUGAAUUUUGAAACUACACCCUCAGUAAAGCAAACAGGAGUUGUAGAUAAAAUGUCAUGUCUCAUGUGUCCUGGUUCUUACAUCUUCCUACCUCCCUAUAUCAAGCAUGAUAUAAGGGCUUUCAUGGCAAAUUUUAUUUUAACUGUUUCUAUGGUUACUGGAAAUGUUGGAUUUAGUUUCUAAAACCAUGUUUUAAGUAGCUACAGGAGCUAUAGAUUUGAAUCUGAUGUUGCAUUAGUCUUUUCAGUUAUCUUCUACCUCCUGUAUUUUCUACUGUAAUAAUGUAAUUUAAGGCCUUCCACAAUGAACAGUUCACUUUAUUCCCUGGGUUUUCUAUAUAAACAGUUUUCAAGAUAUGAUUUGGUUAAAAAUAAUUUGUUAUAAAAAUUCUGUUUGCAAAUUAAACUGUAAAAGUAUCCAGUGUCUCAGAAGGCAAUGAUUUGUGUGAUAAUUUGAUAUGCCCAAAGCCCUGCUCAUCAAUGAAAACUCAAGAAUCUUGAGUAUUUGGACCAUUGCUUCCAUGUUAACAUUUUCUUGGCAUUUUUAGCCCCAGAUGUACUUGAGCUCAAUUGUCUGCUCUCUGAUUUUUAUUCCCUAAAAUGAAGCCAUGGGGAACAAACUUGAAAGUGGGGUAUUUGGGAAAUUAUAUGUGACAACGGUAGUGGGAAGAAAAAAAUGGAGCUUUUUCCCAUUGAGAAACUUCUGCAUUCAGUUUGUUUCUUUCCACACAAAACAAAUGAAUAUUCUUUCCACAAAACCAUUUUCAAAUAUACCUUGGAAAAAGCCUUGUCACUUAAAGUGUUUUACACUUAUCCUGCACUUAGAUUCGUGAGAAAGGACUAAAAAUAGUGCGAGUAAAGCAAAUGACUGUACUAAACCCAGAAAAUUGUUGAAAGAAAAAUGAUCAGCAUGUUCUGAUUGGGACUGCAAAUAUAACUCAAUAUUGCCUGUUGGCUUUGCAUAUUUGUUGUAAAGAGUAAAGUGCAGUGAUAAUGAUGUAUUCCUACUUGGUCAUAGUGGACCAGCUUCAUUCUCUUCACAGGUUCAUUUAUGACUCAAUUAUCUGGCUAUUAACUUAACCUAGUUGCCAGUUUUUUAAAUUGCCAUGAGCCAAAUAUCUCUUCUAUACAGUUGAUCCAUUUAUUUUAGUGGCUGCCUUUUUAAUUUCCAUCUUUUCUUGCUGCUACCUGUCUUUAUAUGUAGUCAUUAGAAAACAAAGUAUGGUCACGCUUUUUGCUGCAAAGAUUUCAUGUUGAAAGUGAACACUUCGAAAGUUUUUUGACUGAUGAAAGAAACGAGCUUGGAAUAAUGCCACGAGAGACUUGAGUGGGAAUUGCCUUUUUCAAAGGUGCCAUUCUUAUGAGCCAAGAAUUUGUGUUUAGAAGUUUAUCUUGAGGGAAUAACAUGUAAUAUAGUUUGAAAUAAAGGUAUAACCUUAUGAAGAAAAGCAUUAUAAUUGAUACCAUUGUGAAGGGGGUGAAAUUGUUAAAUGAAUGACUUUUGAUAAAGCUUUCAUGCACAGGCAAAAUGUAUUCACUAGGUUUCUACAUAGUGAUCUGCUUUUACUUUGUAAUUUGUAGUCCUCAAAAGACUUUUUUUAAAAAAUAAAGUCUAUCCUUACACUUA
Molecule: messenger RNA, 3049 nt
Organism: Cervus elaphus (red deer)
Lineage: Eukaryota; Metazoa; Chordata; Mammalia; Artiodactyla; Cervidae
Gene: BZW1
Product: basic leucine zipper and W2 domains 1
Exons: 12
Coding region: 168-1427 (419 amino acids)
Cellular component (GO): membrane; cytoplasm
Molecular function (GO): protein binding
Source: RefSeq, a predicted model, not a curated record